AUGGCUAUACAUAAUGUUAGGUCUACCCCCGAGGCCCUACUAGAAGCGCCAACAUGCAGCCAUCCUAUCCCAGAUGCAUCUGGAAAUCUCGCGGUAUACACACAGCGGGGUUAUUCGUUCCAAUCGCACAGCGUGUUCGCACAGAUUCGCGUGCGGGAGAUGGAUACACCAAGAUCCUGGGCUAUCACCGACAACCCUCAUGCCAAUUAUCCCAGAUGGCUCGGCCGCAGCGAAAAGCUCAUCUGGCUGGAGGUCAUGGAAAAUGGGCACACUCGCUUUGUUGUGAGGGAUGCUCGUCUUCAAAGUGCCCAAUACCUCAUAGGAACUGUUCCUGGGCCAGUCCAGAACCUCAAAGUUGGGUCUGUUGCAUUCAGGGAGGACUGUGAUGAUGAUCUAUCUUUUGCGGUUGUUGGCCAAGCCAAUACAAAUGGAGCACUUUUCAAUCCUGCUGAUGGGAUACAUACCCCUAUUCCUAGCCAACCACAAACUACACUCCCUGGGCGGAGUGCUCAGCACCCCAAGAAUGUGAUAUGGUUCGGAGCACUCGUGCGCCCAUCACAGGCUCCAGAGGGUCAAUAUACAAUGACACAUUUGACGAACUUGAUCGAAUACUUCAAGCUCGGAGAUAUUGAGUUAAAUGGAUCGUUAGAUGAUGACUCUCUAGACUUUUUCAAAGAUACUUGGCACAUUGCUUUUGUCGCCAAAGACCCCGGGUCCGAUCAAUCGACACAGACAACCUCAUCAUGCUACUUGUGUCCCAUGAUUAGUUGGACUGGAUCACCUCCAACCGAUGAAUACUACCGUGCUUGGCGAUACCGUGGCUUGGGAGGUGCCAUCUGCUCUCCCACCGUGAAUGAGAACGGGACCGUGGCCCUCUUGUGCAAGAAGGAGGAUGGUUACGCCGCUGACAAGAAUCGAAUUGUACUGGUGACGAAUUUCCAGACAGGGGAAAGCACGGAGAUAUUUGCUUCCGCUGAUGGCAGGGGACAAUGGAACCUCAGCCCGUCAGCAAUUUCAUACGUCUCCAACGGAUCUAUACUGAUCCAGGUCAACCAAGGAGGACGUCAAGUGCUUUACUACCUCACUAUGAAGCUUUGGCCGAACCAACCGACUCCAGCCGACUUGAAGUUAUUUGACGGUCUUAUCCCGUUUGGUUCGGUCAUGGAUGUCUCAGUCCUCCCCGGGAAAUCAAAACGGGUUCUAGUGUCUUGCGACAGCUUUGUUAGAAGCAGGCAGGUCGUUAUUAAAGAUCUACCGGCUCAAGAUUCUGAAAUUUCGCAACCACCAACCCUCAGUGGCCCAUCCAUCCUCGGUGAAGAGAAAUUUGGUAUUUCAGGAAGACAGGUUGACGAAAUCUGGUUCCCGUGUGACGAAGAGCACAAGAUCCAUGCAUGGGUGAUUAAACCACCGUACUUCAAUCCAAAGCAAAAGUACCCCCUCCUCUGUGUCAUUCAUGAUGGUCCGCAGCAUAGCUGGAAACAAGGCUGGAACAUGCACUGCAAUCUCGCGCUUUUCGCCGCGCAAGGUUAUAUCGUCGUGGCGCCAAACCCGACAGGAAGCACGGGCUACGGGCAUGACUUUACUGAUGCCAUACAAGGCUCAUGGGCUGGAAAGCCGUACAAAGACCUGGAAGACGGCCUUGAUUAUAUCUCCCAGUACCUCGAGUACGUCGAUACCGAGCGUGCAGUGGCACUCGGUCUCGGUUAUGGAGGCUACAUGGUCAACUGGAUGCAAGGUCACGACUUGGGCCGCAGGUUCAAGGCAUUGAUCGCAGAUAAUGGCACCUUCAACCUGCUCUCUCAUCUAGCCAGCAGCACACAACAUUCGAUUUUCCAUGGACUGGGUGGACCGCCUUGGACGCCACAAUUGAUCAUCCACGGAGCACUAAAUCGGCAGCAUCCUGUCUCUGAAGCCCUGGCUGCAUUCAACACUCUGAAUCUGCAGUCAGUUGAGAGUGCUCUCCUCAUAUUUCCGGAUGAGGGUCAUCAGAUCCGGAGCCCCGAGAAUUUACUCUUGUGGUACCGCACUGUGCUUGACUGGCUAAAGAAGCAUACAAGACAAGAUGUCUGA
Penicillium psychrosexuale is the source of this 2070-nucleotide messenger RNA. Its product is annotated as acylamino-acid-releasing enzyme. NCBI's taxonomy places the organism in Eukaryota, Fungi, Ascomycota, Eurotiomycetes, Eurotiales, Aspergillaceae. The coding region runs from base 1 to 2070 and encodes 689 amino acids. The transcript has 3 exons. Gene Ontology annotation, molecular function: serine-type endopeptidase activity. The record is from RefSeq and is a predicted model, not a curated record. Gene Ontology annotation, biological process: proteolysis.